Musca vetustissima is the source of this 1698-nucleotide messenger RNA. RefSeq lists its product as uncharacterized. Gene Ontology annotation, biological process: protein processing. The transcript has a single exon. Gene Ontology annotation, cellular component: plasma membrane. Gene Ontology annotation, molecular function: metalloendopeptidase activity. The record is from RefSeq and is a predicted model, not a curated record. The annotation marks the transcript as partial. Lineage: Eukaryota; Metazoa; Arthropoda; Insecta; Diptera; Muscidae.
AUGUGGCAAUUAAUUGCAAUUCUUCUUCUAAAUUUCUAUCUAUCGGUUAGUGGAGAACUUUGUCACCUGAAUACAACCUCAGAUCUCAAUUGCACUCAUCUUCAUAACAUCCACCUAGCCGUUGAUGAAACUAUUGAUCCCUGCUACGAUUUCUAUGGCUAUGCCUGUAAUAAUUGGCCUCACCUCUCGCAGAAUUAUGAAGCCCUGUUGGAUCAUCAAAUGAAUUUGAAAAUGAUUACCCUAACGGAAAAUCUGAGAGCAGAUAGCCUGAAUACGGAUUUUUUCAAUAUAACCCACACCUAUUAUCGUUCAUGUUUGAGGGCCAAAGGCCGUGGUAAUGCCAUCGAAAAUAUUUUGAAUAUUAUUAAGCCGGCUGUAACGGGUCUGGAAUGGCCGAUUUUGGAGGUGAUGCGAGGUAAAGAGGAAAAUGAAUGGCCCGUGGACAGGUUCGACAUAUUUGCUCUGCUGGGUAAAUUAUUGGAUUAUGGUCUGGAUCAUAUCCUACUGAUAACCUACAAGGACGCCAGCCAGCAGAAUUUCUCCUCCAUAAAACCUCAGGUGAUUUUGACGUUAACGGAAAAUGACAUUUCCACGGUGCUGGGGGAGUUGAUUUUUAAUCAAAAACUGCGAAACGAUUACACUCAACGUCUUGUGGAAAUACAACAAAAAUUAAAUGAUUUAAGUCGCCAAUUUCGUUUUCAAGGAUAUAGUGAAAAUGGCGCCCAACAGUUCACAUUUGGCGAAUUGUUGCAGAAAUUUCCUUAUCUACAAAAUUAUUUUGAAAAUUCCCAAUUAUUUGAAAACAUCAAAGACGAUGAGCGGUUUGAGUUACGAGUUCCGCAAUAUUUCGAAAUGCUAAGGCAGUAUAAAUGGUCCCAGGGGGAAAAACAGGAUAUUUGUAAUUACAUUAUGGUGGCAAUGUUGAGGCAUUUACUUCCCGCUCGCAACGAUAUGAGCCACACCAAACUCGAUUGUAUUCGCGAAGUUCGGGGUAAAUUGGAGCUACCCCUAAAUCUGCUCUAUCUUGAUUAUUAUCGACCCAAUGAAUUAAUCUAUGAUAACGAUGUUUAUGGCAUCUUUUCGAAGCUGUGCGAACACCUUACCGAAGACAAUCCACCACCUGCAGAUUUCACCUCAUCAAAUUGCUCGGCAUCCGAACUGAAUGUGGAAAAUGCACCCAAAAGUUUUUACCUUCCCUUGCUGAGGAAAUUAUUUGCUGACAUACCCGACCUGCAGCCGGAUAAUUUCUAUCAAAAUUUUCUCCACCUCCUAAGGCAUCGUGCCAUCAAGUACAUACACAAUAAGGAGACGUAUUAUCAUAUCAUGGUGUAUGGCGGCUUGGAUCAAUACCACCGAAGACCAUUCUAUAAUUAUGCAAGGAAAAUGCUGGCCUUACCAUUUGUCCUGCUGCAGACACCUCUAUAUCAUCACAGCUAUGAUCCGCUAUUUAAAAUAUCCUCAUUGGGUUUUACAAUGGCCAAAUAUUUCCCCGAAAUCGAUUAUUAUGGGCUGAGUAGAUUUUAUAAUAACACAAUGGCAGGCAGUAUGAGAGGUCGCACCGAUGCGGAAUGUAUUGGGGAUUUUGGGGCUGCUGAUUUGGCCUAUCGAACUUAUCGUCAUUAUUAUGGCAGGCAGCCGGAAUUUACUGAUGAUCCAUGGCAGCGUUUGUUUUUCAUCAGUUUGGCCCAGACCUAUUGU